GGCUCGGCUCGGCUCGGCUCCAGGGAGGGGAGUGACGUCUCCGCUUCUCCUCUUCCUCCCCACGCGCCGCGCAGAUCCCGAGCCGACGCGGAAGCCUUCCUCCCUCCCUCGCGCGCGCCAACGCAUCUGACUAUUCCAACCCACACCUUCUCCCCGCGAUUCGGUCUCGGGCGCUGCUUCUAUUACACGGCGGCGAGGAACGCUGCCGCUUCUGCUCGUAACCGUAGCGGUCAGGCGGGAGCGGGAGGGUAGGGUUGGCAAUGGCGGUGGCGGGGAGGAACGCGGGCGUCCUCGCGCUCUUCGACGUCGACGGCACCCUCACUGCCCCACGCAAAGUGGUGACGCCGGAGAUGCUGGAGUUCAUGAAGCAGCUGCGUCAGCAUGUGGCUGUCGGCGUGGUGGGCGGAUCCGAUCUGAUGAAGAUUACCGAGCAGCUCGGCAAAUCAGUUAUUACCGAUUACGAUUUCGUCUUCUCUGAAAAUGGCCUGGUUGCACACAAGAACGGCGAGCUAAUUGGAACUCAAAGUUUGAAAUCAUUUCUAGGAGAACACAAGCUGAAGGAAUUUAUUAACUUCACUCUUCACUACAUUGCUGACUUGGAUAUCCCAAUUAAAAGGGGUACGUUCAUAGAAUUCCGAAGUGGAAUGAUCAAUGUGUCUCCUAUCGGUAGAAACUGUAGUCAAGAAGAACGUGACGAAUUUGAGAAGUACGAUAAGGUGCAUAACAUCCGUCCUAAAAUGGUGUCAGUGCUUCGUGACAAGUUUGCACACUUGAACUUGACAUUUUCUAUUGGAGGGCAGAUUAGUUUUGAUGUAUUUCCCCAAGACUGGGACAAAACUUACUGCUUGAGAUAUCUUCAGGAAUUUCAGGAAAUCCAUUUCUUUGGGGACAAGACCUACAAGGGUGGCAAUGAUUACGAGAUAUUUGAAUCUGAUAGAACAAUUGGUCAUACAGUUACCAGUCCCGAUGACACAGCACAGCAAUGCAGAUCUCUCUUCAUGUCGAAGUGAUCUCCAACUUGUUUAUUUACUUCAAAUUUACAAUAUUUCCUGAUCUAAAAUAAUGGCCUAAAGAUCUUUCAUUGAAUGCAUUUUUUUCAUAACGGUUAUAUGGCACCAUUUUUGCUUCCAAGUUCAAACAGAAUGUACUGCUCCAUUUUCGCGAAUUUCAGAUCAUAUGUAUACACUUGGUGAAAAUAUAUCAAAGUUGCCUAUUUUUACUGUA
This is a messenger RNA of Phragmites australis (common reed), 1224 nucleotides long. RefSeq names its product phosphomannomutase-like. The record is from RefSeq and is a predicted model, not a curated record. Gene Ontology annotation, cellular component: cytosol. Gene Ontology annotation, molecular function: phosphomannomutase activity. NCBI's taxonomy places the organism in Eukaryota, Viridiplantae, Streptophyta, Magnoliopsida, Poales, Poaceae. The transcript has 11 exons. Bases 261 to 1010 code for a protein of 249 amino acids. Gene Ontology annotation, biological process: GDP-mannose biosynthetic process; protein N-linked glycosylation; mannose metabolic process.